UUUUGCCUUGUAAACAACUUAUUGCGCUUUCAUUUUCUAAAUAAUUGUUUUUCACGCAGUAAAAAUAGAUUUAGAUAGUGAAAAAUUACUGGGAAAGUACACCAUUAAGGACUGCUGCAGGUAAUUACUUGGAAUAUCUUGAAAUUCUACAACGCAAAUUAAAUUCAAGAAAACCAUAAAGCGUAUAAAUAACAUCAAAAUAAAGAAAAAGUGGAAAAAAUUGCAGAAUGGUAAUUCCAACGAGACAAGCGCCUCCGAUUCCAACGCAAAAUCGUGGAUUUACAAUUUCUAACCAAUCAUCAUCAUCACGAUAUACACCCACUACCGACUGGGAUGACAAACCUUUUGAUGCUUGGACACCAGUUUCUUCGUCGCAGCAGCAACAACAACAACAACAAUUACCUAAAAUAAAAAAACAGGCUCCUCCAAGGCCACCGCCACCCAAGGAGGGUUUCAAACCUGCUGUCCCCCUCAAAAAACCAAGUUCUACACAUUCGAAUACAAUACUAGCGAAUUUGCUAAGUCGAGCUCGAUUAACAAAACCAAAUACAAACAAACAACAACAACAAAGCUCGACCAAACACACUGUAGCCCAUUCACAAACAAAUAAUGUGAGCAACUCUAACAGCUAUGGCGCAAUCUCUAAUCUUAAAACAUCUGCAAGUUUUUCAUCAACUGCAUCCUCCAUUACGUCGAAUGAAAUGAAAUUGAUUACCUUUGACUCACCCCCAAGUUCUCCAACAUUUACACAAAAGUCCAACAGUGAUUGUGUGAGUGUGAACAGUUUCAGCUCUGACUCGCCCAAUAAUGGUUUUUCAAGUGAGAGUGGAUUCGAAGAUGAUUUUGUCUUAGAUAGACCAACAGCAAACUAUAAACCUCUCGAAACUAUCGUGGAUCCAUUUGAUAUGUUAGAUGCAUUCGGGCCCCCCAACACAACAUCAGGAUCUACGGCAUCAACAAUGUAUCGUCCGCCGAUUGCACAAAAGCCAGUCAACGUGGGCAACACAUCCUUCUAUGCCUUCACCGGAAAUGCUAAUUCAAUCAAUCCGAAUAACAGUAAAAAGCCCACAGAAAGCUUUGAUCCAUUAUGCAAUGGCAAGGAUUUGAUAAAGCCAUCUGUGAUCCCUAAAAUGCCCACAAUCAUCAGACCGAAUUCGGCUGGAAAGGGGAAAAUAUCUCCCGUGCACAACGUUGUAAAACCGAAACUUGAGACCCCGCCCCAACCCAAAACACUCUCACAGGAACAGUUUGAUGAUGAAGACUCUUCGUUUGAUGACUCUUUGCCAUCAUUACCAAUGCCUUCGAUGCCACCCCCGCCAUUACCAGCGGUAGUUUUGGAUGAUAUAUCCACCGAAACAGAAAGCUAUGGCCUAGUUCUUUAUGACUUUGAAGGAGAACAUGAUGAUGAUUUGCCUUUGAAAGCAAAUGAAAAAAUUUACUUACUGCGAAGAUUGAACAACGAAUGGCUGUUUGGUCGCAAUAAGCGUGGCUGUGAAGGAAUGUUUCCUGCAAAUUAUAUUGACGUUAAAAUUCCAUUGAGCGACGACAGUGCAAUUUGUAGUGGCAGUAAUACACCCUCCGUAGAAUUGGGAUCGAAGGCAGUCAAAGUUCUAGCCUUGUAUGACUUCCAAGCAGAACAACCAGAAGAUUUGAGCUUAAAGGCAAAUGAGGAAGUCACUGUGUUGCGAGAAUUAAACAGUGAAUGGCUUUAUGGAGAAACAGGAGGUCGAUAUGGGCAGUUUCCUGCAAAUUUUGUGGAUUAUCAACCAACAUCAUAUUAAAAUUGAGUCAUAUCUUUGGGUUCAAAACUACUACUAGACGAGCUUGAAGUUUACAACUUUUUCUACAUCAUUACAUAAAUACUGAAAGAUAAAUAGUGUAAAAAGUUGAGAUGAUUUUUGUACAUUUUUGCAUAGUCUUCGUUUAUGUUAGGAAAUUCCUUACAAUAUAUGUGUAUUCUUUAUCUGUUUAUGUUAACAAUCUAAAUGCUUU
This is a messenger RNA of Culicoides brevitarsis, 1992 nucleotides long. Its product is annotated as SH3 domain-containing protein 19. Gene Ontology annotation, cellular component: actin cortical patch. Gene Ontology annotation, biological process: plasma membrane tubulation; endocytosis; actin cortical patch localization. The transcript is spliced from 4 exons. The coding region runs from base 228 to 1781 and encodes 517 amino acids. The record is from RefSeq and is a predicted model, not a curated record. Gene Ontology annotation, molecular function: lipid binding; protein binding. Lineage: Eukaryota; Metazoa; Arthropoda; Insecta; Diptera; Ceratopogonidae.